AAGCGGAAGUGGACCAUUGAGACUGGAGAGAGAAAAAGGAGGGAGGGGAGAGGAAACGUUGCAUGCUGAAGAGUGGGAGGUUGGGUUGACUCGACCCAUACAUUUCACAUUUAUUUUGCAGAUGGUUGUUAAAGUUAGAACAACAUAUAAGCUAUAUCGUAGUUUAUUGACUGAAAACAAGGAGUUGAUUGUGUCCGGGUGAGUUGCUAGCCAGCUAGUAGCUAACUAGCGCCCGCCCCGACCGCAGCAUCCGCACCGAAGCACUACGUUAGCAAGCCAUCAUUGGUCUCACACGCACAUCGGAGCCGUGCAGCCUCCGUGCGCGAGGGAAUAUUCUGGUUAUAUUGGCAACAAUUAACCAUCAUCAGACACCUCCAGGAUGAGUGGUGAUGAGAUUAACCCUGCAGCAGUGGCCCAGGCAGUAGAGGACGUACAGGGAGACGACCGCUGGAUGUCCCAGCACACACGGUUUGUUCAGGAGUGUAAGGACGCGGAGCCGGAGGUGCUGUUUAUAGGAGACUCCAUGGUGCAGCUAAUGCAGCAGUACGAGAUCUGGCGGGAGCUUUUCUCUCCACUGCACGCGCUCAACUUUGGAAUCGGGGGAGACACCACCUGUAAUGUGCUGUGGAGGCUGCAGAAUGGAGAACUGGACAACAUCAGGCCCAAGGUGACGGUGGUGUGGGUAGGAACCAACAAUCACGAGCACUCAUCUGAGCAAGUUGCAGGGGGAAUCCUUGCAAUUGCACAGCUGCUCACCUCCCGUCUUCCAAAGACUAAGGUUGUUGUUCUGGGUCUGUUGGCACGGGGUGACGGGCCCAACCCACUGCGGGAGAAGAACGCAGCGGUGAAUGGCUUCCUGCGCUCCUGGCUGCCGCGGCUGGGCCAGGCCCAGUUCCUGGACGUGGGGGCUGGCUUUGUCCACUCUGACGGAACCAUCUCCACACGGGACAUGUUUGAUUUCCUGCACCUGACGGCGGCGGGCUACCGGGCCAUCGCCAAGCCCCUCAGUGACCUACUGCUGCAGAUACUGGAUGAGACGCCUGAAGAGAAGAGGGCCUCGCUGGUCUGAGGGCCACACCCCAGGGUCCACACAGCCAGGGACAUGCUUCACUGACUCCCUCCUCCUGUUGGGGAGUAGCUGGAAGUUUCCCCAAACCACUAUUCCAGGGUCUGGUCCUAGAUCUGUGGUUAGGGGCGACUUCUACCUGGAGUCUCUACUGGGAACAGGGGAGGGGGGGGAUAGUCAGGGGUGAGGCAUGCUCCUGUCUGGGGAAGGGGUCAGAUCAAGAUAUGUCAUUCACAUGAGGGGGCUGGGCCAAGCAGAGAGAAUGGGCACUCAUGUGAGUGGAACUGAAACUGCAGGAGGGAGAGUGCAUGGGGAUCAUGUGCAUGUGUGCGGGGUGACUGUGUGGAGAGAGUCAACAACUUCCAGAGAGAUAUACAUACAUGCUGUAGCAGCAACAGUACCACUUGCGGUCAGAGAGAUCUGAUAGUGGGAGGAUGGAGAGAGAGAUGGGACAUUUCUGAAGUACACCUGCCAAUGGCACACAUGCAUAGACCCCCCCCAAAAAACACACACUGUAGUAGACUGUAAAAUGUUGAGUUUUGCCAUAUGAAAUGUAAAGUAGCUUCCUACUCGGUCACAGCUUAGCUGCACAGUAAUAAGCACUCCGAUGCGUUCUCUCUCAGAAAUCAGUUUGAGUUGGCUCCGUUUGCCCCAACAGACUUUUUAAAAGCUCUAAAUUACCAUCUGAGGACCAACUGCGAAAUAUAUUCUCUCCUCCCCCUCUCUGCUUUGACACACACACACACACACACACACACACACACACACACACACACACACACACACACACACACACACACACACACACACACACACACACACACACACACACACACACACACAGCAGUGAAGUCAAAGCUAUCUUCCCGUAAUGGCCUUCUGCCAUACACACACUGUCAGACACUGCCUCUCUUACACAUAGAAAAAACUGUAACUAAAAUCCUUGCACUUUCUCUCUCCUGCUCACUCUCGGCGCUCUUCAUUUUUGUCCUUAUUUUGUCUUGUUGUGUAGUAUACAGAACCCCCACCCAGCCCUGGACACACUACCACCUGCCUCCUAACACAUGACAUUGUCGCAGGACGACUUAAACAGUAGCAUCAUGAUAAAGCUAUUGACACACAACAUUGAUUGAAUUUACUAGUCUACUACACUAAAAACCAACCACAGGUCACAUAGAGAAUGUCAUGUGUUUGACCUUUCAACCCUGUUUUGUUUCCUGGUGCAGUUGAACUGAAGUGGUUAGAGGUCCUCUUGCUGAGCAUCGACUGCUCUCAUGUUAUAACCGUCUAUACGUAUUCUUCUUGCGCUAUGUUGAUCUACAUUCUGUAUACGCGUGUGUGAGUAAACCUUGAACAUAGCUGGAGGUGAGAAGUGUGUAUGUCACUUAUGUUUGAGUCUGUGCAUUGGUUGUAUGACUGUUUAGAAAUGGCCCAUUUGUAUAUAAUACAUAUAUAUAUGUGUGUGUGUGUGUGAAGCUUGGAUAGAUGGCCUUGUGUUGCGAAUGUGGUAGUGUUUGUAAGAGAAUGACCAUUAGUGAGCAUCUGUAUUUGGUGCAAACUGCACUAUAUCUGGCUUAUUGUCACAUGCUGAGAAGACGGCGCAUUCCAAUAAAGGACCAUGGAUGUA
This is a messenger RNA of Oncorhynchus gorbuscha (pink salmon), 2693 nucleotides long. It is a transcript of the gene pafah1b2, whose product is annotated as platelet-activating factor acetylhydrolase 1b, catalytic subunit 2. The transcript is spliced from 6 exons. The coding region runs from base 380 to 1069 and encodes 229 amino acids. The record is from RefSeq and is a predicted model, not a curated record. NCBI's taxonomy places the organism in Eukaryota, Metazoa, Chordata, Actinopteri, Salmoniformes, Salmonidae.